UGUACACAUGGCGGGCAGUGGGGCGAGUGUGGCAGGGUCUCAACUAGUACUUGAUGAGGCUUGGUGCGCUGUCGUUGACCAAUGAGAACAGCGCACGAGAGCAUGGAUGGGCCGUAGGAUGCGCGUCACUCCGGCGCUUUACUUAUUGCUGCUGAUCUAUACACGUGUCUACACUUUCAUUCCUGGCGUUGACGGACCAGUAUCCCAACAGGAAGCCUUGGAGGGCGGCAACACAACCCUACACUGUGACUCAACCGCCGACACAUCCGGUGAUGAACUCAUGUUGCUUGUAUGGUACAAGAACAACGCACCUAUAUUUAGUUUCGACGCGCGAAUAGAGACUGAAUGGUCGAAUGAAGUCUUCAACACGAGUGGAAGAUUAAAAGCAGACGUAGUGAGCCAGCCCACAGCCCUCACAAUAUCGACCUUGACCCAGGACGACCAAGCUUUAUAUCACUGCCGUGUCGACUUCCUUAUUUCGCAGACCAGGAACAUUGGCGUCAAUUUAACUGUCACAGUGCUCCCCAGUAAGCCGUUUUUCUUGGACGAAGUGGGCAAUAAAGUGGAGGACAGAAUUGGUCCUUACCACGAAGGAGACACUUUAGUACUCAGCUGUCUCGUCAUAGGAGGCAGUCCGCCACCACGAAUCAGCUGGUACUCUGGCAACACCCUGGUUGAUGCUUCCGACGGUGCUAGCGAUAUACCCAGCGUAAAAGAGAACGUGCUCUACCUCCCUCUCAAUAGAGACACACCCGCCGAUCUGUUCUGCAAAGCAUCUAACACUGAACUGGCGCCACCGUCAGAGGCAUCUGUACACAUUGAGAUAUAUGUUUCAGCUCAGAACGUGUCGAUUCAGUGGGUACAUGGAGCAGUAAAGCACACGCUCCGAUCCGGCAAGCCGGCUGUAGCGCAGUGCACCGUCCAAGGUUCCUAUCCGCAGCCAGUCCUGGAGUGGUGGUUGGACCAUCAGCAUCUCACCAAACAUAGUAAUCAGAGUUGGAACAAUUUGACCCGUACAUCAAUUUCUUAUUUGGAGCUGAUACCGUCUGUGGCCGAGAAUGGUGCGACUCUCGCUUGCGUAGCCACUAACGCCGCCAUGGCGCCCAGCCGGGGCUCCAAAGCUGACGUCAUCAAACUUAACGUUACCUAUAGCCCCAUAGUAGAAAUUGCCAAAUUAGGUGAUGGGGACCUAAGUGAUGUAGCUGAAUUGGACCCUUUAAAUUUAGAAUGUGAAGUCCAAGCGAACCCACCUGUUAAUAAAUUUAUAUGGUAUCAUAAUGAUAGUGAAAUAACUCCUGGUUAUAUAUGGGGCAGUAAUGUACAUUCUCACAAGUUACUGGUAGAAGAGGUGUCCAGAAAACAUUCUGGGAUGUACACCUGCGGCGCCAGCAACACGGUCGGCGAGACGAGAGCUGAACCACUUAGCAUCACUGUCUACUAUCCACCUGAAUGCAUAGGAUCAGGCAUCAGCCUCGUCAAGGAGAGCAUAAAAUGCAACGUACAUGGCCUACCUUCGCCGGACACCUAUUUCUGGCACGUGCAACCAGCCGGCAUGGAUGUACAGCAUCUCACCACCGGAUCGCCUAUACUCCCUCUCUCUCAGAUCAACGAACCCCUCUCUGGAACAGUGAAAGCGAGUUGCGAGGCGGGUAAUGGUAUAGCUUCCCAAUACGAGGUUUGCGAGAGAAUCUUCAGCCUGGAAUCACUUCGGCCACCACAACCCAACCAGUGCGACUUAGCUUAUGAGUAUGGCGAGUUUCAAAUGAGGUGUAUUCCUGUGGAGAAUGCUACGUACUACGAAAUAUCUGUAUGGCGCAUGUCUACAUCCAAUUCCUCGCUAUAUCUCGAGCGACGUGGUUCCAUUGGUUUUGGGACACGGCAGGCAUUAGCUCAAGGAGGUAUAGACGGCGCUCCUGGAAGCAUAGCGCCAACGUGGUUGGUUCGGGGAGCCCUAGGCGCCCUACGGCCCGCAGACGAAGCUGGAGCCGCAGCAUGCAACAGAUACGGAUGUUCAGCCCCUCUGCUGCUGAGACCUACGGAGAAUUUAUUGCUAGCAGCCGAACCACCAUGGUGGCAUUUUAUACUAGAUAAAGAUGUGGGCAUAUCUCUGGGUGCGGUGGUAUUGGUAGUCGUGUUCGUGGUGUCGACGGUGCUGGUGGUGAGGCUGGCCAGGAGGCCGCGGGGCAAGCCGCCACCCGUCAUACAAGUGCUGCAAUUAGACGACCUCACCAGGAACUACCUCGACACUAUGGCAGAGAACAAAGUACGCGCAUCAUGCAGUCUUCGUUCUUGCAGUAGCGGCUACUCGGACGGGUCAGCUUUAGACGAGGCAGCGCCAUCUGUGGACCGCCGCCGGAAACCUCCAGCCAUUUGGGAACAGUGGGAUGCCCCUCCUCCUGACGUCACGCUCACCCUACAUAGGAAAGUGCCGUGUGAACAGUUGUUUGUGACGAACGCAAUCGAAAUCAGAGAUUGCGAAUUCGAGUUCUAG
Molecule: messenger RNA, 2491 nt
Organism: Achroia grisella
Lineage: Eukaryota; Metazoa; Arthropoda; Insecta; Lepidoptera; Pyralidae
Product: hemicentin-1-like
Exons: 14
Coding region: 107-2491 (794 amino acids)
Source: RefSeq, a predicted model, not a curated record